Molecule: messenger RNA, 525 nt
Organism: Humulus lupulus (European hop)
Lineage: Eukaryota; Viridiplantae; Streptophyta; Magnoliopsida; Rosales; Cannabaceae
Product: leucine-rich repeat extensin-like protein 6
Exons: 1
Coding region: 1-525 (174 amino acids)
Source: RefSeq, a predicted model, not a curated record
AUGAGGCUCUUACUUCUAAAGCUGUUUCUCUUUACAAACUUUGCUAUAUUACUAACCUCAUUAGUGGAUUCAGCACCUGCACCCUCACUUUCUCCACAACCUUCGCUACCACCACCUAUUUUGCCACCUACUCCACCACCUUCGCUACAACCACCUACUUUGCCACCUACUCCACCACCUUCGCUACCACCUCCUAUUUUGCCACCUACUCCACCACCUUCGCUACAACCACCUACUCCACCACCUUCGCCACCACCACCUACUCUGUCACCUACUUCCCCACCUUCGCCGCCACCACCACCUACUCCACACUCACCAGUAGUAGGAGUUCCACCAUCCGCUCCUCCUCCUCCGUCGUCUACAGGAGGAGGAGGGGGGCUAAGCGGUGGAAAGAAGGCGGGGAUAGUGAUAGGAGUGUUGGCAGCAGCGGGGCUGGUGACCUUUGGUGGCUUGGUUUACAAGAAACGUCGUGCUAACAUGAGAAGAGGCCGGUUGGGAAAUGCAGCCAGGAGACCUGUUCUUUAA